Molecule: messenger RNA, 2019 nt
Organism: Octopus bimaculoides (California two-spot octopus)
Lineage: Eukaryota; Metazoa; Mollusca; Cephalopoda; Octopoda; Octopodidae
Source: RefSeq, a predicted model, not a curated record
UUUUUUUUUCAAAUUAUUAAAAUUGAUACUUUCAUUGUCAUGAAUUCAAUGCUUGUGUCUAACCAGAUGCAUAAUUCUUCAUCAGUUCAUAAUAUGGAACGAAUGUACAAUUGUAAUAUCUGUAUGAAGACAUUUUCAAGAUAUGACAAUUUAGAACGACACAAGCUAACUCACCAAAUGGAAAAACCCUUCAACUGUGACAUAUGUGGCAAAGCCUUUAGCCAGAAAUAUCACUUGAAGCAACACCAAGUUACUCACACUGGAGAGAAACCUUUUAAGUGCAAUAUCUGUGACCACAGCUUCUCACGCAAUGGCAACCUUUCUAGACAUAUGGCAAUUCAUACCAAAACUCUGUCCCCGAACAAUACAUCAAGACCGCCUCUUCAUUCCUCUUCUUACGAUGACAAUCCAUAUAAUUGUGAUGUCUGUGGUAGGGCUUCACAGAAUCAGAAACAAAACAUGGGACACACAGUGAUUAAUUCGGUAGAUAAACCAUUUAAAUGUGAUAUCUGUGGUUGCACUUUUUCUCGUAGCGGUGAUCUAACGAGACAUAUGAAGACACACGAGAAACCUCUCCAGCCAUACCAUAACAACGGAGGCACGAGUUCGCCUCCGUAUCAAAGUGAGAACCCAUUUAAUUGUAAAGCUUGCUGGAAGGCUUUUUCUCAGAGAGCUGGUGUAAAUGUUCAUGAGAAAAUUCACAAAGCACUUAAACCAUUCCAAUGCGAUGAAUGUGGAAAGGCAUUCUCUCAACGUACACAUUUACAAGUUCACAAAAGUCGUAUACAUACAGGUAACAAACAGUUCAAACCAAGCGGAGAGACAACUCCUUCAAGAUCAAAAUCUCACGAGAAUCCAUUGAACUGUGACAUCUGCUGGAAAGCUUUCUCUCAAAGAUCUCUCGUGAGCCUGCACAAACGUAUUCAUUCUGUUGUUUUACCAUUUGAGUGCAACAUAUGUGGCAAAGUUUUCACUGAAAAGGGAAACUGGAAGAGACAUCAACGCAGUCAUUUGGGAGAAAAAUUGUUCAGUUGUGACGUGUGUUCAAAAACAUUUUUACAGCGAUCCCACUUAAAAGAGCAUCAGAAAACUCAUUCUGGUGAACGUCCCUUCAAAUGUUCAACCUGUGGUUACGCAUUUUCUCGUAAAGAUCACCUCGAGCGCCAUCAACGAACUAAUAAAUGUUCCAAAAAAGUGAACUGCACUCUUCAGCAAACAUCAUCGUCAUCAUCCUCAUCAGGCAACACUGGGGAAAAUCCUAACAACAGCAACAACAAUCACCAGUUAAAUAUUACACACCACCCGACCACGACUGCUCCUAAUGUGCCACCCCAGCAUUCAAAUGUACCACGACACCAUACUACAGAGAUCCCCCAGCACACAAACUUACCUAACGCCCCAAUGUAUCCGGCCACCACUCAAAUGUACCCUACCACUAUACAAUUGUAUCCAAGUACACCUGUGUUUCCAACCAUACAAAUGUAUCCAAAUGCAUCCCAGAUAUUUGCAGCAAACAACCAAAUAUUUCCAAACAAUUAGAAAAUCAAUCAGCUUACUAAAAGAUUGUUUUUGUUGUUUUUUUUUCCCGUCAAUUCCUCUUUAGCUUUUUCAUUGCGAAAGAAAAAAACAAAAACAUUUUUCUAUGAAUUAUUUUUAUAUCAAACAAUUAAUUAAUACACCCCCCACACACACACACUUUUUUUUUUUUUUUGUGAACUCGGCAUGAUUACUACUAUUAUCAUAUCCAGACUAUUUCUAUUUUUCUGAUUCUAUUUGGAGUUUUUUCCUUUAGCUCUGAAAUAAUGCCAUUUUUUGCUUGGAUUUUAAGUAACUGACUCAAAAACCAAUGACAAAAUUAAAAAAGGGACGAGACAGGACAACCUAGCAGAUUGCUACCUGUAUCCAGCUGUCACCAAUAACAGUUCAAUUUCUUUUGCUAUUUGUGAAUUUCUAUGAUGUUAUCACCUGUUAUAUAGUCACCAUUUAUAAUUAUUAUUAUUAUUAUUAUUACUAUUAUUA